Molecule: messenger RNA, 685 nt
Organism: Melopsittacus undulatus (budgerigar)
Lineage: Eukaryota; Metazoa; Chordata; Aves; Psittaciformes; Psittaculidae
Gene: IAPP
Product: islet amyloid polypeptide
Exons: 3
Coding region: 1-402 (133 amino acids)
Cellular component (GO): extracellular region
Molecular function (GO): hormone activity
Source: RefSeq, a predicted model, not a curated record
AUGUGCAACCUGAAGCUGUCAGUUUUCUUCAUUGCACUUUCUGUCACUCUGAGCUGUUUGGAAGCUACACCUAUUGAGAAAUUAUUAUCUGUGGCUGAUGAUCUAUCUGAUGGUACUUCCAAGAGACAAGGAUGGGUAUUGCCAAUAAUGUCACAGAAUACACCUUCAGGACUUAGUGAGGAAAUGCCAGAACAAGCAGCAGCAAAGACAAAAAGCAGUCACCAUCUGGAGAAACGGAAAUGCAACACUGCCACAUGUGUGACACAACGUUUGGCUGACUUUUUAGUUCGUUCCGGCAACAAUAUAGGAGCAAUUUAUUCACCUACAAAUGUGGGAUCAAACACAUACGGAAAGAGGGACACAGUUGGGCUUUCAAGCAGAGAAUCCCAAAACAAUGCAUAGCUUUAGGGUGUUAAAAUUACUACUAAUAUAGUUUUCAUUAGGAACUCGAUUUUUAAUGUAUCAAUAACCCCUCAGUUAUUACUUGUACAGUCUUAACAGUGCCUUGUUUUCUGUGUAAGCCUGUGUGUGUAUGAUCUACGUUCAUCAUUUCACUAUGCAUGUACAAUGACAUGCAUAGGCUACUGUUUCAACUCCGUUAAGAACUCCAGAAAUCUGCCUGUCAAAUUCCUUUGUAAAAAAAAUAAUAAAAAAAUAAAUGUAUAUCACAAUAAUAAAUGGACAA